Daldinia childiae is the source of this 699-nucleotide messenger RNA. RefSeq names its product 3,4-dihydroxy-2-butanone 4-phosphate synthase. The transcript is spliced from 2 exons. The coding region runs from base 1 to 699 and encodes 232 amino acids. The record is from RefSeq and is a predicted model, not a curated record. Gene Ontology annotation, cellular component: mitochondrial intermembrane space; cytosol. Gene Ontology annotation, biological process: riboflavin biosynthetic process; aerobic respiration. Lineage: Eukaryota; Fungi; Ascomycota; Sordariomycetes; Xylariales; Hypoxylaceae. Gene Ontology annotation, molecular function: 3,4-dihydroxy-2-butanone-4-phosphate synthase activity.
AUGCCGUCCGCGCUCAUCAAUCAUAAUAAGUUUGACGGCAUACCCGAAACAAUUACCGCUUUCCGCAAUGGCGAAUUUAUAGUCGUUAUGGACGACCCGGGUCGCGAGAACGAAGGAGACUUGAUCAUAGCUGCUGAUAGCAUAACAACUGAGCAAAUGGCUUUCAUGGUUCGACACACGUCCGGCUUGAUCUGCGCGCCUAUCACACACGCCCUUACAGAAUCCCUCAAGCUACCGCAAAUGGUAGAAAACAGCGAAGACCCUCGCGGAACCGCCUACACAAUCUCCAUCGAUGCUGCCGAUCCUUCCGUUACCACCGGCAUCAGCGCCCAUGACCGUGCCCUAACAGUCCGACACCUCGCAGACCCCAAAUCUACCGUCGCCAGCUUUCGACGCCCAGGCCACGUGUUUCCCCUGCGCGCACGUCCAGGUGGUGUCAGGGCUCGGAGAGGGCAUACCGAAGCUGGCGUGGACUUUUGUAGACUGGCGGGUAAGCCGGAGGUCGCGGCGAUCUGCGAGAUAGUCGAAGAUGGGGACGAGGUCACCGGAAGAGCCGUGCGGGAAGGCCCGGGAAUGAUGAGGGGUGAGGGAUGUAUCGCAUUCGCGAGGAGAUGGGGACUCAAGGUCUGCACAAUCGAGGAUCUUGUCGACUACAUAGAAAAGACCGAAGGUAAACUUGGCGCCAAUGGGAGCUCAUAG